UCAAAUGGAUCCGACGGCCUAGAUCGCAGCUUCGAGUCGGUCCCGACGCCGCUCAAGUCGGUGGAUUACUCCACCGGAAAUGAGUUCUCCUACGCCUCGCAGGCCAGCACCGCAACCUCAUCGUCGUCGCAAAUGGAAGAAGUGGAAGAAGAGAUGAAGAGAUUAAGGCUGGAGCUGAAGCAUACAAUGGAUAUGUACAACAACGCCUGCAAGGAAGCAAACACGGCCAAUCAAAAGGCGAGGGAGCUGCAGAAGUGGAAGAUAGAGGAGGAGAAGAAGGUUCACGAAGUCAAUGUGGCAGAGGAAGCGGCCGAGAGGGAGAAAACGAGGUACAAAGCCAUGGAGGAGGCGGGGCAGGCGGAGAACCGCAUCGCGGAGCUGGAAGCGAGGAAGAGAGUGACUGCAGAGAUGAAAGCGAUCAAGGAGUCGUCGGAGAGGGACUCGAUCGGACCGAUGCGCCAUGAUUUGCGGUAUCGGAAGUACACGAUCAAUGAGAUCGAGGUGGCGACGGAGUACUUCACCGAUCGGCGCAAGAUCGGGGAGGGCGGCUACGGGCCGGUGUACAAGUGUCACCUGGACCACACGGCAGUGGCGGUGAAAGUUCUCCGGCCGGACGCGGCCCAGGGGAGGUCGCAGUUCCACCAGGAGAUCGAAGUGCUGAGCUGCAUCCGCCACCCGCACAUGGUGCUGCUGCUGGGCGCCUGUCCGGAGUACGGCUGCAUCGUGUACGAGUACAUGGCCAACGGCAGCCUCGAGGACCGCCUCUUCCGGCGCGGCAACACGCCGGCGAUCCCCUGGCAGUACCGCUUCCGCAUAGCCGCUGAGAUCGCCACCGCGCUGCUUUUCCUCCACCGCAUGAAGCCCGAGCCGCUCGUUCACAGGGAUCUCAAGCCGGCCAACAUCCUUCUCGACCGGAACUACGUCAGCAAGAUCGGCGACGUCGGGCUCGCCCGCCUCGUGCCGCCCUCCGUCGCCGACAGCGUGACGCAGUACCGCGUCACCUCCACCGCCGGCACCUUCUGCUACAUCGACCCGGAGUACCAGCAGACGGGGAUGCUCGGAGUGAAGUCCGACAUCUACUCCCUCGGCGUCAUGCUGCUGCAGAUCAUCACCGCCAAGCCGCCGAUGGGGCUCACCCACCACGUCAGCCGCGCGAUCGAGCGCGGGGAGCUCGAAUCCAUGCUCGACCCGGAGGUGGCCGAUUGGCCCGUCCACGAGGCGCAGCGCUACGCCGAGAUAGCACUCAAGUGCACGGAGCUCCGGCGGAAGGACCGGCCGGAUCUGGAGAAGGUAGUUCUACCGGAAUUGAACCGGCUGAGGGCGCUAGGAGAUUGCAACUUCGUCUUCUUCCCCAUCAGGACUCCUACGGAUGGCUCGCCUGGUUGUCAAGUUUCUCAUCAUCAGGUGAACCAUUUUCAUCGCAUCAAAACAAACAAGAAUGUGAAUUUACCGGAGUUCUGAUUGAUCAUCGUUGAGAAUUUCUUGUAGGAUGCGAUGAGCGAUCCGCUGAUGGGCCAAGAAAGACACGGUUUUAACGGGUACGCGAACAUGUCAUCGUAAGAUGGUAAGAACUGCUGAGUCUGGUACUUCAUCCAGCAUGGGUUUCUAUGCGGGAGAUGAACGUAGUCGCCAAAACAUAUAAUCUUUAACGAAAUUGUGUGUAUCAGUUCACUGACUAAGUUUUAUUGAUUCUCUAUUAAAAACUUUAUCUAUCUAAAUACAACGACUGGCUUCCCUGUAA
Zingiber officinale is the source of this 1741-nucleotide messenger RNA. Its product is annotated as U-box domain-containing protein 52-like. The transcript has 3 exons. Gene Ontology annotation, molecular function: ATP binding; protein kinase activity. Lineage: Eukaryota; Viridiplantae; Streptophyta; Magnoliopsida; Zingiberales; Zingiberaceae. The record is from RefSeq and is a predicted model, not a curated record. The coding region runs from base 133 to 1461 and encodes 442 amino acids. Gene Ontology annotation, biological process: protein phosphorylation.